AUGAACGAUAUUGAAGAUGGCUACGUUGAAAAUCUGUUUUGUAUUGUCGGUCAUCCAAAUAUUUCCAAGUAUAUCGAUGUUACUGAUCCAGUAUUCAAUGACAAGUCAGCAAAAGAAUUUUUAAAUGAAAUAGCUCAAUGUGAACGCUCGUCGUUGUCAUCGACAAAUAAGUACACUAGCAGUAGAAUUUAUCAUUCCGAGCAUAUUUCUGAUUCUGGUAUGACAUCAUCUGACGAUGGCGAUACGAAUGAAAGCAAUAAUGCGAGCGACGAUUUUCAUCUAUACCGAUUUCAUAAUGUUUUACUCGAGCAAAAAGAAAAAGUCUUAUUAUCGGUAUUCGAUAUUGAAGUACCAUACAAAGAUCUUUAUCAGUGUAAAAUUAAUGGAACUAAACGCUCUGACGAACUUAUGGCAACACCUGAGGUAUGGUUCUCUUAAAACUCUCUAAAGAAUGAAAUUAUUUCUUCUACUUCACAAUAAUUGAAAAUAGUUCGUGCAGGUAUCUAUCACCGUUGAUAUUUUUUAGCCCUUUGAGAACACCGAAAAUUGACUGCGUGCCUAAAAGUUCAAUGCACAUCGAUACAUGAUCAUGCACUAUGAAAUCAUAGCACGAAGGAGUCCUAUCAUUCUGAGAAUAGUAAAAACUGUACGUUUUCCGAUCUCAUCAAAAAAUGAAUUUUAUCACUAUAGUGUAAUGCAUUAAAUAUAUUAGUAUGAACGUGUAGUCUACUGGAAAUCAUUAUCGGACAUAUUGAAAAUCAUAUAUUUUGUACCCUUCUUUCCAUUUCAUAAGAUCGUAUAUGAUAUCAUUGAACACUGGCGUUUGUAAGUGUCGUAUCUUCGCUUGUUCUACCCAUUUCACUUAGCAAUCAUUCACUGUUUUCUUUAGUCCAUGAGGUAUCAAAGAAAACGUAGUUGAAUGGUGCAUUUUGAUGUCUUCGAGUAUCGUUUUCUCUCAUUUUAAAUCUCGAUUAACCGCUAUAUGGGAUGUUCUCAAGUGGGCUAUCAGAUAACAGUAUUAGGAUUCUUGUAACGAUCUUGAAGACAACCACGUGAGUGUUCAUAGAGAAUGGCGUCCAAAUUUGAAUAGCAUCACACCAGUGUGUCCAGUGUAUAGUAGAAAAUGUGUUUCAUUGGGCGUCCAGUUUUUUCAGAGGAUGUACCAUACAUUAUGUCACAAGUCAUGACACAUUCGACGUAGUUUAUUAUGCAAAACUGCUGGUUAUCGUAUACUAUCAUAUUUCGGGUACUUGCCCACUUGGGACAUAUCAAUCUUAUCACACUCUGAAAAAAAUUUUCUUUGGUAGUGAGUGUGAGUGUGAAUUAGAUUAGAUCGAGCAUAUAGCAUCCAAACCAAGGGGGAAACAGCAGAUUUCAAGAUUUCAAGAUUUCAAAAGAUUUCAAGGAUUUUCAAGAAAUUUCAUGAGGUUUCAAAAGAUUUUGGGAGAUUCGCAGCAAUCAAAAAUUAAUGGACUAUUCACGAGUUCAUGUCUACAGAGCUGGAGAGGAAUAUCAUAGGACCUCAAGGUCUAUAUUAUGAAGGCACCCGUGGGUUGUCAAGCUUUAUAUUAUAAAGGUAUCCGUAGGUACUCAAGUUCUAUAUUAUGGAAGUACUCAUAAGUCCUCAAGCCUUAUAUUGGAAGGUACUAAUAAGUCCUCAAAUACCAUAUUGGAAGGGUAUCCAUAGGUCCUCAAGUCCUAUAUUAUGGAUGUACCCGUAGUCCAUCAAGUCCUAUAUUAUCGAGGUACGCAUAGGGCCUUAAAUCCUAUAUUAUAAAGGUAUCCAUAGCCAUCAAGUUCUAUAUUAAUAGGGUAUCCAUAGGUCCUCAAUUCCUAUAUUAUAGAGGUAUCCAUAGGUACUCAAGCUCUAUCCUAUGGCGAUACCCAUAAGUUCUCAAAGUCGGUCGAGAUUUGGUAUACCCAAUCUUGACAGAGAUUGAAAACCUAUGGGUACCCUCGUACUAUAGGCAUUGAGGGCCUAUGGGUACCUCAAUAGGAUAGGAUUUCAGGGUCUAUGGUACCCUCAUAAUAUAGAAGUUGAUGACCUAUGGGUAGCUCCAUAAUAUAGGACUUGAGGAGCUAUGAGUACCCUUACAAUAUAGGACCUGAGGACCUAUGAGUACUCUUAUAAUAUAGGACUUGAGGUGCUAUGGGUACCUCCAUAAUAUAGGACUUGAGGAACUAUGAGUACUCUCAUAAUAUAGGACUUGAGGACCUAUUAAAAAGAGUUUGAGAGAUUUCAAAAAGAUUUCCAAAGAUUUCAAGGAAUUUCAAGAAAUUUCAAGGAAUUUCAAGAGAUUUCAAAGUAUUAAAAUCUGCUGUUUCCCCCUUGGUCCAAACUCACUCCUGUAUCAUCGUACACCCACAGUCACGUAAAUUCAUUUUAAGCUGAAACAGAAGUUACUUUUUUAAUGCUCUUUUCACUUGAUUACAGGUCUGGCAUGCAAUUGAAUUCGAGAACAGAUCUAAACAUACUCUAACUACUGCUCCUGUAACGAUCACUCAAGACAACCAUCAAUUUAUUUGCCAAGAAAGUUUGCCCUUCACUUUGAAAAAUGAUUCGACAUUCAUCAAUUUAACCAAGGCACCCAGUAUUCGGGUAACAUACGAAGAAAAAAGUUCAGAUGUUCAGUCAGCGAAAUCUUCUACCGUGACAAUUCUCAAGAAGACGUACGCCAAAGAAGAAUGGGAUGGAAGCUUAAUGGUCAUCAACACUAAGAAUGAGUCGGUAACUGUAAUUAUCAGACUUCAAUUGUAUGGUGAGAUAUCGAAGUAUUCGGUAGCACCCAAUGUUGAUGCUGUGCGACAUGGGCAGACUGUAGCAAACAAAUUGCACGAUAUUAGAUGGGAUAUUCGACUUGAUCCGCAGAAACGACAAGAAAUAAACUACCGCAGAAUCUUCAAUCGAUAACUCAAUUCAUCCAAGUUUCAGAAGUCUCAUUUUUCAUAAUGCCAACUCGUGAAUAUCUGAUUAGAACACUAUAAAACGCUACUAAUGCAUUAACUUGAAUGCGUGACGAAUAAUGGAAAAAAAAUAAAACAUGAAAAAACGACAACGAAGAAAGUCGGUUCGUUGGCGAAAGCAUCUUGGUAAUUCUUAUGAUGUGUGGGUGUGGGUGUGGGUGUGGGGGGUGAGUGGGUGCGGGUAUGCAUGUGGGUGUACGAUGAUACAGGAGUGAGUUUGGACCAAGGGGGAAACAGCAGAUUUUAAUACUUUGAAAUCUCUUGAAAUUCCUUG
Rotaria sp. Silwood2 is the source of this 3238-nucleotide messenger RNA. Lineage: Eukaryota; Metazoa; Rotifera; Eurotatoria; Philodinida; Philodinidae. The record is from the annotation of a GenBank genome assembly.